UCCUUUUGACCAAUCAGGUCCAAAGCUUGAAACGGAAGUUGGAUGCGCGUUGGUCACAAACGGUAAACAUUCGCACCCCCAAGCCUUAAGAAAAUACCAUAAAUUGCGGAUAUUUAGUAGAAGUCCUUCUGGCUUGGCAUGAAACACAACUCUAACGUCCCGGCUUUCCUCACCAAGUUGUGGACGCUGGUCGAGGAUGCAGAGACCAAUGAACUUAUUUGCUGGAGUCAGGAGGGUAAUAGCUUCCUGGUGCUGGAUGAGCAGCGGUUUGCCAAGGAGAUGCUUCCAAAGUUCUUCAAGCACAACAACAUGGCCAGUUUCAUCAGGCAGCUUAAUAUGUAUGGAUUUCGUAAAGUGAUGCACCUUGACCAAGGCAUUGUCAAGCAAGAGCGAGAUGGUCCUGUAGAAUUUCAGCACCCUUACUUCAAACAUGGACAAGAUGACCUGCUAGAGAACAUCAAGAGAAAGGUCUCAAACACUCGUCCUGAGGAAAAUAAGAUUCGGCAAGAAGACCUGUCCAAGAUCCUGGCAAGCGUUCAGAGUGUUCACAGCAAGCAGGAAAACAUCGAGGUCACGCUAACAACAUUGAAGAGGGAGAAUGAAGCUUUGUGGACAGAGAUCUCUGAUUUGAGACAGAAGCAUGCCCACCAGCAACAACUAAUUAAAAAGCUGGUACAUUUCAUUGUCACAUUGGUACAGAACAACCACGUGCUGAAUUUAAAGCGCAAAAGGCCAAUUCUCAUGAACAGCAACGGAAAGAAGCCGAAAUAUUUGCAUGAAAUCUACGAUGACAAAGUUUGUGUAGAGCAGUCACCUGUCAGCAGUCGGAAUAAUGUUAAGGUCUCUGAAGCAUUAGAUGUCAUCAUUUGUGACCUCUCAGAAAACGAUGUAGAGAGAGCGACCGAUAUCACAGUUGAGUCGCCCAGAAAUGAGUCAAGUGAUGUCGAAAUAGUGGAACUAGAUUUGGACGCCUGCCCAGUAAUGGAAGCUGAGGUUGAGGCCAGCACAAUCUGCAUAGAUGAUGUCAAAGAGGAUGCGGUUGUGGGGCACCAAAGGAUUGACACAUUGGACUGCAGCCGACCAGCCAACAGCGCUCUUCAACUUAAUAAAGCAUCUGGGCUUAAUCUGGAAGACCCUGUAAAGAUGAUGGACUCCAUACUGAAGGAGAAUGGAGCUAUCUCACAAAAUAUUAACCUCUUGGGCAAGCUGGAGCUGAUGGACUAUUUGGACAGCAUUGACUGCAGUCUAGAGGAUUUUCAGGCCAUGCUUUUUGGAAAACAGGGCAUUGAUGUUAAUUCUUUUGAGGAGAGUGCGUCCUCGAAACAAAUCCCAGGACAACUACAUAGGAGCAAGCAGGUGGAAAAGAACAUAGACAAGCAGUUGAUCCAGUACACUUCGUGCCCCCUGUUCGCCUUUCUGGAUGGUUGUGCUGCACCUGCAGAAGUAGACAUGGGUGGAGGGAGCAGCAUCCAGGUAGAGCUUUCCUCCAGCUCGCCUGGCUUUGUUGAGCCAGAUCCCCCCUCUGAGCUGCUGGACAGCGAAGUGGAGUUUAAGCAACAUGGCCGCAGCUCCCUCAUCCGCCUGGAGCCCCUUACGGAGGCUGAAGCAAGUGAAGAGACCCUUUUCUACUUGUGCGAACUGAGUCCUCGUGGUCAGGAGGCCAUCGGCCCUGAGCUGGAUGGCAUUUGAGCAGCGAGGCAACUGUGCUAUUUGUCCUUUCUACUCGUGGGAUCCAUCUUGCUGCAGUUUGUGCCUUCGAGGCUUUACACUGAACCAGUUCUGAAAAGAUAAAAUAAGCUGAAUUUGAAUAAUUGCUGUACGAUAUAUGAGGCUUUCUUCCCAUCUGUCAAAGAUUGCACUGCUCAUUCUAAAAGUUACAUCAGCAUACAAUGAUAAAUUCUGUUAAUUGUCACUUUUGUUCCAUGCAGUACUUGUACUACAUUACUAGAAGCUUAUCAUCCUCCUAUCUUGUGACAACUUUUUGCAAAGCACAGUCCACAAUCUGAGGGCAUUUUUUCCGUUACAAAAUUGUGCUUACCUUGUAGUUUGUAAAGGGAACUCUUUCCUGUUCAAGUUCAUUGUAUGUUUUUUUAUGGAUUUUUUUUUUUUUUUACUCCAUUUUUUCCAUUUAAUGUCAAAAUGUCUGGUACAAACUGUAGAUGGUAGAAAUGUGCAGACACACCUUCGCAGCAGGUCAAAAGACAACAGACCACUAGUGUUAUGUGACUCUAACGGUAUUUUCUUUUUUUAAUUAGUAAAUAGACUAAAUAAAUCUAUUUAUUCUUUUUUUUUCCAGUUUAGUUCCAGAUCUUAGAAAACAUCAUUCCUGGUGUUCGGCAUUAUGGUCAGGCUCACUUGAGUUCCCUUUGGUUUGUUUUUCCUCAACAUUCUUGACAGCUUGAACAAAGCUCAUUGAGUCUGUAAUUCAUCCAAAACAAGUUAUUGAUUCGGUUGUGAUUCUGUAGCAUUGCUGUAUUUUCAAUGCUAUCGUCAUGCAUGUUUAAAUUACAGGGCUGUGUAAGAUUUGCGAUCCAAUAAACAAAUGAGCUGCA
Messenger RNA from Syngnathoides biaculeatus (alligator pipefish), 2552 nucleotides. RefSeq names its product heat shock transcription factor 2 (gene hsf2). Lineage: Eukaryota; Metazoa; Chordata; Actinopteri; Syngnathiformes; Syngnathidae. The coding region runs from base 139 to 1689 and encodes 516 amino acids. The record is from RefSeq and is a predicted model, not a curated record. Gene Ontology annotation, molecular function: sequence-specific DNA binding; DNA-binding transcription factor activity. The transcript has 12 exons. Gene Ontology annotation, biological process: regulation of DNA-templated transcription.